Molecule: messenger RNA, 2223 nt
Organism: Fusarium proliferatum ET1
Lineage: Eukaryota; Fungi; Ascomycota; Sordariomycetes; Hypocreales; Nectriaceae
Product: putative C6 transcription factor
Exons: 5
Coding region: 1-2223 (740 amino acids)
Biological process (GO): DNA-templated transcription; regulation of DNA-templated transcription
Molecular function (GO): DNA-binding transcription factor activity, RNA polymerase II-specific; zinc ion binding; DNA binding
Source: RefSeq, a predicted model, not a curated record
AUGGAAUCUCAAACCGGCACUUCCGAAGUCAAUCAACCCAACCGAAAGCGUGUCAUUACAGCUUGUCUGACCUGCCGCCAUCGAAAAGUAAAGUGUGAUCACGCACAGCCAGUUUGCUCACCGUGUAAGAAAGGAAACCGUGUUUGCACUUACACCAACCCACAAUCAACUUCACAGACUUCUCAUCUUGGAAGUGGAAAUAGAGUGUCAAGAAGCAACCGACAAACUGGUCAAGAUGAGAUCAAGAACCGCCUCGAACGGUUGGAGCAACUUCUUGAACGCGCCCUCAGCGGCGGUCCUGUUAUCCCACAACAUCCGACUGAUGCAGCUUCCAACCUGGAUCAUCCACAUUCGAAGCAUCAAGGGCUGAUUUCGUCACUGAAUGCUCAGUCUGAAAUCUUAUCAGCUGAUGGUUAUGAUGGCGCUUUACUCCUCGAAAGCUCAGGGGGUCAAUCACGCUGGGUGUCAUCUCUUCACUACUCUCUCCUGGCUGAUGAGAUCCGUGAUGUUAAGAUGCUGCUCGGAGGCCGGUCCGGCGAUGCACUGAGAGAAAGCUUGCCGACAGUUCGCUCAGUAUCCCCCUUUCCAUUCUCGGGGUCUCCGACAAAUGACCUCAGGACCUGGGCACCGCCUUCAGCAGACGCCUGCUUGACUCUACUUGAUACAUUCUACUCUAACGUUGAUCCAAUGACUCGAAUAGUUCACAAGCCCACGCUCAAACGACGACUGAUCCAGUAUAUCGACUACACGUAUGGCCUGGACGCUUCAAGCUCUGAUGAUGGGGAGUUUUCGGCCGCUCACUCCGGCAAGUAUAUUCAUACUUUCGAACCAUUGGCGUUGGCUGUUUUCCAUUCAGCUAUCAAUAGUCUUUCGGCUGAAGACGUGUUGUUGCAGUUUUCUGCAGAAAAGGAGGUACUACUUUCCCAAUUUCAGCAUGGCGUACAAGCUGGUCUGGGGAGAGAAAACUUCUUGACUACGUCAAACAUCGAAGUACUUCAAGCAUUUGUACUGCUUCUAACCUGUCAGUCACGAGAAGAUGACAUGGCAAAAACGUGGACCCUUUUAGGUCUUGCCCAUAAGAUAGCGCUUUCGCAGGGUCUGCAUAGAGAACCCUCGCUGUUCACAUCCACAGGCAUGGAUGUUAUACAAGUUGAAAUUCGCCGCAGGCUGUGGCAUCAGAUAUGCCACCUCGACUACCGCUCUGCAGAGAGCAGGGGUCAAGAGCCGACUAUAUCAGACGAGGAUUUCACCACCUUUCUUCCACGAAACGUAUCGGAUGAAAACCUCGUUGAGGCCAGUUUAGACGAGACAUCUACAACGGCUGGGUUUACUGACAUGACAGUUCACUUGAUCCGUCUGUAUGGACAUCAUUGUUUUAGACGAAUUGUCCGAGGCACUUACAAGCUUGAAAGAACGACGAAAUCACAAGAAGCCAAGAACAAUGACAACGCGAACCCAGUUACCAAGCUUCGGUCCUUAUUCGAGGAAGUCAGGGGCAUGGUGGAUGAGAUGGUCAACCAUUUCCAAACGCACUAUCUACAAUACUGUAGUCCACAUAUUCCGGAGCAGAGAAUGGCAAUUGGACUUGCAACGGUAGUCGAAUGGCGGUGCUGGUCUAUCUUCUGGCUGCGAACACCAGAGCAAUACCGGGAGUCGGUGAUAACCCCUGAAGUUCGACAAAUAAUAUUAGAGAAAUCAGUUAAUCUCAUCGAAAGCUUGAAUACGAUGCCGGGGGAUAAGGACGCCCAACGGUUCGGAUGGCAUAUUGGCGGUCAUGCAUGUUUCCAACCUAUCAUGCAUAUUGUCUCGGAGCUUGACAUGCCCAACUUCGAUGCUCCCAAUCGGCAAGCAUUACGAUCACGAGCGCUGGACGCAUUGAAAAAGACUAUGCUCGCGAGGGAGCGAGAAGCAACACCGAUGUGGAAUGCGAUGAGUCGUAUCAUCUCAAACUGCCUCGCCAAAUCUACGUCGAGACCCUUCCCAGUGACACCAUUCCAGAAUACGCGGACUGAAUUGCCUGUCAACGAAACGACACAGGGGUUAGGCUCUUCUGCCGCUGCGCCGAGCCCAGCACUGCUGCCAGACAUGCCAAUUUUCGGAGAAUUUACAUCAGCUCCGUUGUCUGGCCCAACAGCCUUGGGUAGCAUAGAAAUGCUGGAACCUGACAUCAUGUUUGACUGGGGAUUUUGGAACAUCGAUGCUACAGCUCCUGGCCCGUGUUGA